AUGAGUGACGACCGCGACCCGGCGGUGGUGCAGGCCUUUAAUGGUGCCGGUGGCGAUGAUACUUCCUGCUUGCGGUUGUUCUCGCGUGCAUCGGCUGGCUGUUUUAUUCUAGGCAGCUGGGCUUCACUCGUGGCGCGUGAAUAUGUCAAGUCCACUGCCGUUCUGAAGAACUGGAGCGGAGUGGAUGCCGUCGCCGUUAAUGACAGCAUCACCCGCGAAGUCAUACGUGACUGCCUGCUUCGACGCGGUGUUUCUGUUGAACAAUACGACCGACAGACGAGCGGCGGCAGAUAUGUUUGCAUGCGGCGCGGCUCCCCUGGGCACAUUGCAGACUUCGAAGCAAUGCUCUUUGCCUUCGAAGACGCAGAGAUACAACUCAUGGCAAUUGGGAGUGUGGUUAUUGACGAUAAAGCAAAUAGGGUUAAUGGCCCAGGUGGACAGCACGUCCGGGUGGGUUACGCAGCGCUCAAUACAACACUACGGACACUUACGUACGCGGAAUAUCAUGACACACCACAGUUAACAAACCUUGAUGUGCUUAUGGCGCAGUGUAACCUGAAGCAGCUGCUGUACUCUAACACUGACUUUUCGAUGAAUAAUACGGGUGAGAAGGCUGCAGACUCUGACGAAAGUAGGGAACAGAGUGAUUUGUUACGAGCACUCAAGCAGCUCUGUGAACGAGCGAACAUUACGCUCCAAGAGCGUGGACAAAGUAAUCUACCUCAUGGAAAGCAGAAGUCCAGGGCCACGAAGCGUAACAGCACUGGCCCGAAUGGAGAGCUACUUAGCACGCUCGAAGGGAUUCUUCGCGUGCCGGAAGAUAGACAUGGUUUAAAUAGCUUCCCUCUUGCUUCCAGGGCUUUGGAAAGCCUUCUAGAAUCCGCCAUAGAUCCAUUCGAUUCCACUAAUCAACAUACAUUUUACCUUAAGCAUGUUGUCCCUUCUACGUUCAUGAAGAUGGAUGCGGCAGCCAUCGAGGCGCUGCAUAUAAUCCACCGAAAGCCAGAGGCACGAGGAUCGAUGCCAACGUCUAUUUACUCGUGGUUGAACCGCUGUACUACGGGUAUGGGGUCGCGACUGAUGCAGCAGUGGCUACUCCAACCGUUGCGGAGCAUCGAAGAUAUAAAUCAACGGCUCUCGCUUGUACAGAUAAUGGUGGAGAGUCCAAUCCUAAGGGAUGCGCUGAUCACGCAGGUACUGCGGCGCUGCACUGACAUGGACAGGUUGAACCGAAAGUUGCAACGCCGCACAGUGGCUCUCAAGGACCUGCAAUCUAUUCUUGUCUUCGCUAAUACUGUACCCCUAGCGGUCGAUGUGCUGCGAACAUAUCACGGCGGGCACGACAGCAGCUUACUUUUGAAGGGAUACGUGACACCUCUGGAAGACAUUAGCGAGCAUCUUUCAAAUCUGCGCACGUUGAUAAAUGCAACCGUUGACUUGUCAGAUGAGAAUACCGUGCGUAUUAACCCUGAAUUUGACGAUGACCUCAGCUUCCUGGAGCGGCAGCGUCAGAAUCUUGUGAAGGCGAUUGAAAAAGAAAACCACCGUGUGCUGAAACAGUGCGGAUGGACUGAAAAACAAAUGAAGUGUGAAUAUCACGCUAGUUACGGUUAUGUCUUCCGCGUUCCUCGGAAAGAUGACCACCAGGUGCGCACGAGCAAAGAGUUCAUAACGGUAAGCACAGCAAAGGAUGGCGUACGGUUCGUAUCCGGGCAAUUAUCAUCGCUGAGCGAGCAGUAUAAGGGCAUUACUGAGGACUACAAGACACGUCAGCAGGUCCUCAAAAAAAAGCUCGUUGAUACUGUAGCUACAUACCUCCCGGUCCUUGAUGAUGCGAAAGAGCUACUUGCAGCAUUGGAUGUGUUCGCGGCGUGGGCACUCGUAGUGAAGGAUUCGUCGCGGCCGAUGGUGCGUCCCACCGUGAGGGCACCACAGAGUGAGGAGGUGAAAGGAAACGUUGACAACAACAGCAAUGGUGCUAUUUUGACCAUUGUGAACGCCCGACACCCCCUUGUUGAACUGCGGCAGCCCGCCUUCACACCGAAUACUGUACAACUUACCAACGAGGCCAAUGCCCUUAUAAUAACUGGGCCAAAUAUGGGAGGUAAGUCAACUUUCAUGAGGAGCAUUGGUGUUUGUGUCGCACUCGCCCAAGCUGGGUGCUUUGUUCCCGCGGAUUCAGCGGAUAUUGUUGUCCGUGACGCGAUCAUGUGCCGUGUUGGCGCGACAGACCACCUUGCGCAAGGAGUUUCUACCUUCAUGGUGGAAAUGCUCGAGUCCGCGGCUAUGCUCAACUCCGCCACCCAACAGACUCUGGCCAUUGUAGAUGAACUGGGCCGGGGGACGUCAACGUACGAUGGAUUCGGUCUUGCCUGGGCCAUUGCACAGGAGGUGGCAGUCAACGCAAAGUCUGCACUUCUCUUUUCAACUCAUUUCCACGAAAUGACACAACUUGCGGCCCGACAUACAAACGUGCGGAACGUUCAUUUCGGCGCUGAUGUGGAUACUGCCGCUCGGACCUUACGUUUCUCUUACCAACUUCAACCAGGGCCAUGCGGGCGCAGCUACGGAUUGUACGUGGCGCAACUCGCGCACAUUCCCGACGACGUGCUCGAUUCCGCGCGGCAGAAGGCUGUGGAGUUGGAGGAUUUCGGGGGAGACGAAACCAAGAACCGCGCUCAGGCGCUCUUUUCCACCGCCACGCCGGAGGUUGUGCAACGGGUGACGGAGUAUGCAAAGCGCAUCCGCGAGUUGGAAAGUGGGGAGGGCGACGGUGACUCGAGGGAGGCUGCCCGUCGGCGGUUGUGCAGCGAGAUUAAGGAAGAUGCAUUGUUGUCGUCAUUGGUGGAGGUGUGA
Messenger RNA from Trypanosoma brucei brucei TREU927, 2856 nucleotides. RefSeq names its product DNA mismatch repair protein, putative. Gene Ontology annotation, cellular component: nucleus; MutSalpha complex. Gene Ontology annotation, biological process: mismatch repair. The transcript has a single exon. NCBI's taxonomy places the organism in Eukaryota, Euglenozoa, Kinetoplastea, Trypanosomatida, Trypanosomatidae. Gene Ontology annotation, molecular function: ATP binding; ATP-dependent DNA damage sensor activity; mismatched DNA binding. The record is from RefSeq and is a predicted model, not a curated record. The coding region runs from base 1 to 2856 and encodes 951 amino acids.